Phacochoerus africanus (Common warthog) is the source of this 996-nucleotide messenger RNA. RefSeq names its product killer cell lectin-like receptor subfamily F member 1. The transcript is spliced from 6 exons. Lineage: Eukaryota; Metazoa; Chordata; Mammalia; Artiodactyla; Suidae. The coding region runs from base 86 to 805 and encodes 239 amino acids. The record is from RefSeq and is a predicted model, not a curated record.
GACCAUCUCUGAUUAGCAGCAGACUUAUUAUUCUUUCCUUAUUACAUAUUAAAAAAACCACAAACAUACCCUUAGAUACACACACAUGCACUCACAUUUGAAGAUGCAAGAUGAAGAAAGGUACAUGACGUUGAAGGUACAGUUCAAAAAAAGGAAUUCUGUCCGAACAUCCCAACUUAAACAUCAAGAUUGUUCUGUGAUGUUGCACUGGUAUAAAGUCUUAUUGGGGAUAUCUGGAACAGUAAAUGCUAUUCUGGUUUUGACUUUGGUCACCCUGAUUCUGUUAGUUUCUCAGGAAGUGUUGCUAAAAUGCCAAAAAGGAGAUAAUUUAAAUAUCACCCAGCAUGAUGACAUUGGAAAUGGGGAAGUGAAUGGUGACACAAGAGCAAAAAUAAGUAAUAAGGAUGCAAGCCACUGUGUUUCAGGAACUACAGACCAUAAAGGCGUGUGCCCAUCAGAAUGGCUCAAAUAUCAAGAGAAGUGUUACUGGUUCUCUAAUGAAAUGAAAAGUUGGAGUGACAGUCAUGGAUAUUGUUUGAGAAGAAAAUCUCAUCUACUAAUUAUUCAGGACCAACUUGAAAUGGCUUUUAUACAGAAAGCCCUAAAACAAUCAAACUAUGUGUGGAUUGGACUUAACUUUACCUUCCAGAAGAGGACAUGGACCUGGGUGGAUGGUUCUCCAUUGGAUUCAAAUAUAUUCCUCAUAAAAGGACCAGCUAAAGAAAAUAGCUGUGCUACCAUCAAAGAAAAUAGAAUUUACUCUGAAACCUGCAGCAGUGUUUUCAAAUGGGUCUGCCAAUAUUAACACUUUUAAAGUGACAGUGGAAUAAUCAAUGAUCAAAAUUUUUGUCUAACAUUAGUCUUCAGGACUAAGAAUUGAAAACUGCAAUUAAACGCCAACAUCUCUUUUUUCCUUCCAUCAUCUUCUUUAGUCCUAGGCACAGAGCAACCCAUGUUAAUAAUUUAAAAUAUAUCUUGCUGUAUAGCACAGGAAAC